AUGGCCCCCCUGGCUCAGACCCUGGCACUGCUUGCAAUGACCAYGGCCACUGUGGCCAUUGAAGAGAUGCCCCUGGACAUGGCCCCGAACUCCUUCGAUGACCAGUACCAGGGGUGCCAGGACAAAAUGACCGCGGYRUUGCCGGAACUCAAGAGCUCCGAUUUCAAGCACAACUCUCUGUUCACCACCAUCUGGGAGAACGCCACGGCCGAGUGGCAGAAGCGCGGGUCCCCUGUGCCCUCUCUGUCAUCUUCGGACCAGGCCAUUGCCAUCGUGGCCUACACGAUGUCAACUGCAUUGUACAAGGAGUUCAACGAUGCC
This is a messenger RNA of Malurus melanocephalus (red-backed fairy wren), 321 nucleotides long. Its product is annotated as erythroblast NAD(P)(+)--arginine ADP-ribosyltransferase-like. The annotation marks the transcript as partial. Gene Ontology annotation, molecular function: NAD+-protein-arginine ADP-ribosyltransferase activity; NAD+ poly-ADP-ribosyltransferase activity. The transcript has a single exon. Lineage: Eukaryota; Metazoa; Chordata; Aves; Passeriformes; Maluridae. The record is from RefSeq and is a predicted model, not a curated record.